Molecule: messenger RNA, 2395 nt
Organism: Carassius auratus (goldfish)
Lineage: Eukaryota; Metazoa; Chordata; Actinopteri; Cypriniformes; Cyprinidae
Gene: anos1
Product: anosmin 1
Exons: 14
Coding region: 56-2032 (658 amino acids)
Biological process (GO): neuron differentiation
Cellular component (GO): extracellular region; cell surface
Molecular function (GO): peptidase inhibitor activity; protein binding
Source: RefSeq, a predicted model, not a curated record
UCAGUCUUCUUCAGACACAUUCUCUCUCUGUUCAGCUGCAGACACCAGCUCCGCGAUGCUCGCGUUCAUGUGGAUUACAGGGCUGCUGUGGAGCGCCGCGAGCGCUGACGCGAGGAAACCCGCCGACGAGUUCUUCAGCGCGAGCGUGUUCCGCGCGAGGUGCGCGUCGCGAUGCCUCAGCCUGCACAUCACGCGCAUUUCUGCCGCUUUCAAACAUUUCCAGAGCAAUGGGUCAUUGGUUUGGUGUCAGAAUCACAAGCAGUGUUCAAAGUGUCUGGAGCCAUGCAGGGCAUCAUGGGACCUGAAGGAGAACCAGUGUCAGGACUUGUGUGAGACUCAGUUCCCGAAGAAGCACUACGAGUGUUUGACGAGCUGUGAGUUCCUGCGCUCCGUCCAGACGCUGAAGCCGGGGGACUGUCCCGCUCCGGAGCGAGCGAGCGGAUUCGCCGCUGCGUGUGUGGAGAGCUGUGAAGCAGACGCCGAGUGCACGGCUCUGAAGAAGUGCUGUCCCAACGGAUGCGGACACACCUGCCAGACCCCCAAGAACCCUUAUAAAGGAUCUCCUCUGAAGCCACGGAAGGAGCUGUUGUUUGUGGAGCAUGCGUCAGGACUGCUGGAGAUUCGCUGGUCUUCCCGAUUUAACGUCUCUGUGGAGCCGGUGCUUUACGUGCUGCAGCGCCGCUGGAACCUGGGCAUCCAUCCCAGCGAAGACGACGCUACGCCGUGGCAGGACAUCGCACAGGUUGCUGUAGAGCGUGCGCUGCUGAGCGAUGUGCGGCCGAGCAGGUGGUAUCAGUUCCGUGUGGCAGCGGUGAACGUUCACGGCACGCGUGGCUUCACGGCUCCCAGCAAACACUUCCGCUCCUCCAGAGACCCGUCUCCUCCUCCAGCUCCGUCUGGACUGAGUGUGUCUAACAUCACAGAGGGACCUGACGGUCUGCUGACGGCCCGGAUCAGCUGGACUCUCCUCACAGAGCCUGACCUCCCCGUCCAUCACUACAAGAUCUACUGGAGCUGGACCAUCCCGGGGAAAUCUCUCGCCCCGUCCCGGAGGAAGAGGAGGAAGACCAGCGACGGGGCCAGAAGCUGGGUGGAUCUGGACGGUCUUCAGGUCAACAGCAGCUACAGCGUGCAGGUCCAGGCCGUCUCUUACUGGGGUCAGAUCCGACUGAAGAGCAGCAAAGCCUCCGUCCAGUUCAGCACACACCUGCACAACCAGACAAAGGCUGUAUCUAAGCCGAGGAGACUGGACACUGAUCUGGGUUUGGUGUCGAUGAAGAGAGCCGCUGGAGCUCUGGAGGUCGGCACACCGUAUUACCAGGACACACAGCUACAGGUCCGCAUCUACUGGAAGAAGAGAGGAGAUGCGGCAGUGAACCGCUAUCACGUUCAGUGGACGCCGGAGUACUGCAGUCACAACCGAAGCGGAGCGCCGCAGAAAUCUCUGACUCAGGAGAACUUCAUCAAUCUCCCCGGUCUGCUGUUCUCCUGUAAGUACAGGGUCACCGUUCACACGCUCAGCGCUAAACGUCGCUCUAAAGACGAGAGCGUCAGCUUCCUGACCCCGUCCUGCGCGACUCUCCAGAGCAAGAGCACCAAACCCAUCGCCUGUCCCGGAGACACACCGCCGCCGAAGGUUUUAGUGAAGCCUGAGAAUCUGACGGCGUCCUUCAGCUUCGGCGACGGUAAUGUGACGGCUCGUUUCUUCUGGAGCGUGUCACGAGCGCAGCCGCUUCGCCCCGUCACGGGCUUCCAGGUCACAUGGGCGGAGGUCUCCAGCGCGAGCCGCCCCAACAGUCUUCCCAACAGCAUCAUCUCCCAGUCUCAGAUCCUGCCACCUGAUCGUAACUUUCUGGUGGUGCACAACCUCCGGCCGGCCACUUUCUACAGGUUAGAGGUUCAGGUGAUAACCUCGGCGGGAGAAGGACCUGUGACAAAGAAGAUCUUCCAGACGCCGCUACAGCAAAAAGCUCAUCUUCUUCAUCAUCAUCAUCAGCAGCAGCAUCAGAAGUCUUCAGCUGAGAAACACUGAAAUGAUCAGAAGACGCAACACAGCGUGCAGCUAAUCGCAGCUUUCGACAGACGCGAAACCACAGAUAUUCAACGCCUCACCCUCGUUCUCUACUCACGCUCUGCGGGUUUCAUUGCAACAACCUGGAACUCUCGAGCAACAGCAGUGUUUUAUGUGUGAAUUUACACCAUUUCAGAAAGUUAAUGUCAACGGCUGAAGUAAAUCUUGGCAAUUUAGUCAUACUACAGUCAUAAGUUUACACCCCACUUUCAGAAUCUGCAAAAUGUUAAUUGCUUUACCAAAAUUAGAGGGAUCAUACAAAACGCAUGUUAUUGUUUAUUUAUUACUGCCCUGAAUAAGAUAUUUCACAUAAAAGAUGUUUAC